Maylandia zebra (zebra mbuna) is the source of this 4208-nucleotide messenger RNA. It is a transcript of the gene dgke, whose product is annotated as diacylglycerol kinase, epsilon. Gene Ontology annotation, molecular function: ATP-dependent diacylglycerol kinase activity. Gene Ontology annotation, biological process: phospholipase C-activating G protein-coupled receptor signaling pathway. Lineage: Eukaryota; Metazoa; Chordata; Actinopteri; Cichliformes; Cichlidae. Gene Ontology annotation, cellular component: membrane. The record is from RefSeq and is a predicted model, not a curated record.
UCAGGAGGUGGCUCGUGGUUUUAACGUCAUAUCUCUGUCCUCUUGUUUACACCUUCCUAUACGUGAAAAUAUAUUUUAGCUGGAUUCAGAACCAGCUUCCGGCUAGUGUUUGUGAUCAUGAGCGUCGCGUGGAGCUGUGGAGCGUGUCCGGUCUCCUUUAGGUGCCGUUUAUCUGCCUUCUACUGAUUUCCGCUCGUUAGCGUCUCGCCACGGUCCCGCAGCGAUGUGCGGAAAAGGGGACGAGGCGCAGGACGACUGCGGCUCCCGGGAGGAGUGGACUCUACUGUUCUGGACCUCCGUGGCCGUCGUGGUUCCGGUCAUCAUCACGCUGUGGUGCAGCGCACAACGCUCCAAGAGGAAAUCGCACAUGAAGGAUUUCUUUCGCAAGAGCAAGCACGGCUGGCACUACACCGACCUGUUCAACAAGCCCACCUACUGCUGCGUGUGCUCCCAGCACAUCCUGCAAGGCGCUUUCUGCGACUGCUGCGGCGUGUGCGCCGACGAGCAGUGCCUGCGCCGGGCCGACCGCAGCCUGUCCUGCAAGGAGAUCAUGGCCCCCUCCAGCCCCGAAGGAGCCAUGGAGCAUCGCUGGGUCCGCGGAAAUGUGCCUCUGGCCAGUUACUGUGCUGUAUGCAAGCAGCAGUGUGGGACCCAGCCGAAGCUCUGCGACAUCAGGUGUGUGUGGUGCCAGACCACAGUGCACGAUGACUGCAUGGAGAGCUUGACGGAUGGAGACGUGUGCGACUUGGGCGAGUUCCACAACCUCAUCAUCCCCCCUCACUACCUCUACCGUGUCAACAAGCUGCGCCGCAGGCACCCCGACGAGUACAGCAAGCUCGGCUCUUCCUGUGGCAGCGGCUGGACUCCAGUGUUGGUCUUGGCUAACACGCGUAGUGGGAACAACAUGGGGGAGGUGCUGCUGGGGGAGUUUCGCACCCUCCUCAACCCGGUGCAGGUGUUUGACUUAUCUCAGCUGACUCCUUCCAAAGCCCUCCAGCUGUGCACCCUCCUCCCCCCCGGCAGUGUCCAGGUGCUGGUGUGUGGAGGUGAUGGCACAGUGGGAUGGGUGCUCGAUGCCAUCGAUGCUAUGAAGCUAAAGGGCCAGGACCAGUUCAUCCCCAGGGUGACCAUCCUGCCUCUGGGGACAGGAAAUGACCUCUCUAACACUUUAGGCUGGGGAGCUGGCUAUGCUGGAGAGAUCCCCGUGGAGCAGGUUCUCCGUAACAUCCUCGAUGCUGAAGUGGUGAAAAUGGACAGAUGGAAAGUCCAGGUAGCAUCAAAAGGCGUCUACUUUCGUAAACCAAAGGUUCUGUCCAUGAACAACUACUUCUCUGUGGGGCCCGACGCUCUGAUGGCGCUCAGUUUCCAUGCACACCGUGAGAAAACGCCCUCCUUCUUCUCCAGCCGCAUCAUCAACAAGGCUGUGUACUUCCUGUAUGGCACCAGAGAUUGUUUAGUGCAGGAAUGUAAAGAUCUGGAUAAGAGGAUCGAGCUGGAACUGGAUGGGGAAAGGGUGAAGCUUCCCAGUUUGGAGGGCAUCAUAGUCUGUAACAUCGGCUACUGGGGCGGAGGCUGCAGGCUGUGGGAGGGUAUGGGAGAUGAACCGUGCCCCCCUACCCGGCUGGAUGAUGGCCUGUUGGAGGUGGUGGGUGUAUUUGGCUCCUUCCACUGUGCGCAGAUCCAGGUCAAGCUGGCCAACCCUGUACGGCUGGGACAGGCUCACACUGUCAGACUGGUUCUGAAGAGCUCCACGAUGCCCAUGCAGGUGGAUGGAGAGCCGUGGGCGCAGGGUCCCUGCACCAUCACCAUCACCCAUAAGACCCAGGCUUUUAUGCUGUACCACAGCGCAGAGCAGACGGACGAUGAUGACGAUGAAACCAGCGCCUCUGAGACGGAGAGCCCAACUCCUCACGACUCACCCAGGGCGGCGGGGCCGGCGUCUGCUCGAGCGUGACCCGCCGCAAACAUCGUGUGACGUGAAGCUCUUGUUAUCCUCGUUACUUACUUAGUUUGCAUUAUUCCCUCCUUUGCAUUAGUCUUCCUUCUCCGAGGUCUUUGUAGUCACAUCGUGAUGAUUAGAACAGACGUUUUAAUUUAGAAUCUUUUCAGAGAGCUCACAGACGGAGAAAGAUUAGUUUGUUACUGAGCUGGCGUGAAUUGUUUCUUCGGUCUUUUAUCUACACACUCCCCUUUUAACUCAGAGCUCAGGCAGUCUCUCCUUGGACAGAUUGCUCUUUAAUUGCACUGAUCCUCCGUGCCAUAGAUAAUCUAUAGACGACGAUACUGUAUUUAUUACUCUGUAUUUACAAUUGAAUUCUCCGUGCUGCCCUGCAGGUAUCGGUGAGCCAUUCUAACAGGUUGCCCAGGUUUAACCGACCCCUAAAAGCCAUGUUUAAAUCAACAGCAGGUGAUGACGUUGUGUUUGUUGAGAGAACAGCAGGUUGCGCUGUCUGGUUGAUGCUUUAUUUCCCACAAAUUUUGUAUUCCACAAAAAGCACAAAAAGUGAAAGACCUGCGUUUGCUGGCAGGCCCCAGUGGCUCAUGUGUCAAAUGUGUUAUCGUCUUUGAGGAUCCUCAUCAUCACACUGCUGGCAGGUUUUUAGUCACACAGGCUUUGAAAUGUGUGGACUCGAUGGGGCAUGGACUCUGAUAAAACCGCAGUGUGUUAUCAAUCAGCAGACAUCAGUGUUUACGUUAAAGUGCACUGCCAUUUGCCAAACUGUUAAAUUAUAAUACGUUAAAGUGUAUAAACUAUGGUUGACAUUCCUGUAUGAGCUACAGGAAAUAGCCAGAGUUGCUGAGGCCUGUUUGGGAAGUACUGCCAAGUAGACGUAGUUUAGUGGGUCCAUUUUACCUUCAUUUUGAACCGUUGUUUUUCCUCUGUUUUGCUCCUGUUUACAUAUUUUGUGUUGCACUUUUUGGCAUUUACACUGAUAAGUACCUUAAACUGCCCAGGAUGUUGACCUUUGAUGUUACUGCCGAUCGUCGUAAUAGCUGCUGUUGAGAUUAUGCUCCCAUUAACCCAAAAGUCACCACAAGGUGGCCCACUUAAGACAGUAUUUCUGUAGACAGGAUAAUAGAGUGGUCUUCAUAUAUAUUAGGAUCAUUACACGCAUGUACGUAUCCAUGUAAUGUUCAGGUGAAAUACUAAUUCCUGUUUAUUCUGUACUCAGCAGAAUUUCUGCAGGAGGACUUUUGUGUUUCUGUGUUUUGCUGUUUGAGGUGGUCUGCUGCUCGGAGUCAUAUCAGGAAUGUCUGUAGCUGUUAGUUUGCGCUUCGUUUUGAACCCGGAGCUGCUCCGAAGGCUGAACAGGGAUACGAGUUUUGCCGCGCGAUGCCUACUGCUUUCAAAAUAUGCACCUCCCUGGCACAUAACCAAACCGCAUGGUUUCAUCGCCCUCUAUUUGUUUGGCGAAUGUUGUCGCUCAAGGACACCUGCUUGAACUUUUACCUUGUCAUCCAUGUUUACCAGAGCUGUCUGUGUUGCACUGAAUUCUGCUUAAAUGUGACAGGGUUUUAAAGCCACUAGGUCCUUAGCCACGCUAGCAUCAUGCUUCUAGUAUAUUUAUAGAGAAAACACCCUGCUUUUUGUAGGAGUCACUACAGUUUUGUAGAGAAAGUCAUCUCCAAUGAAUCCUAAUGUUUGGUUGAUUUAGAGCACUUCAGAUCAUGAUGUGAUACUCAAAACAGUAAAACUAAGUGUCUGUCUCAGGCUCAGCUACAGUUUUCAAACUCUAAACACAACCUGAGAAAUGUUAGCAUGAUGCUAAUUCGAUAUAUACUUUUGUUUAUAGAGAAUUAGCAUAAUUAACAUAGCAGGAACAACAUGCCAACAUCCUUGCUUGGAGCUGAAUACAGCUGCAGUGGGUGUCAUGGCUGCAUCAGAUACACAUAUUUUCAAUUAAAAUUUAAUAAAUGUGAAUUAGACUGCUGAUUCCACCAGCGUUUCUGUAACUUUAGCUCAAUCUUACCAAACAUAUAAAAUAUGGACAUUGGUACUGUCAUGUCACCUAAAUUUUAGCAUUUGGACUUUUUGGUUAUUUUGAGCCAGAAGUCGCCAUAUUUGUAUGAGAGGGUGAAGUGCCACAUUUUUAGCUUGAUUACCAAGUUCUGUGUGUAAAUACUGUUACAUUUAAUCAUUAAUUAUUAUUAGUAUUAUUAUUAUCAUUGUCUUGCUCUCUUCCACAGCAGUUCUUUGUCCUGUCUUC